Messenger RNA from Mycosarcoma maydis (corn smut), 1602 nucleotides. RefSeq lists its product as uncharacterized. NCBI's taxonomy places the organism in Eukaryota, Fungi, Basidiomycota, Ustilaginomycetes, Ustilaginales. Gene Ontology annotation, molecular function: MAP kinase tyrosine/serine/threonine phosphatase activity; protein tyrosine/threonine phosphatase activity. Gene Ontology annotation, biological process: protein dephosphorylation; negative regulation of MAPK cascade. The transcript has a single exon. The record is from RefSeq and is a predicted model, not a curated record. Gene Ontology annotation, cellular component: cytoplasm. Bases 1 to 1602 code for a protein of 533 amino acids.
AUGGUAACAGGCGCAGCCUGUCCUCCAGUCGACGACCUCAUCCGAAACAAUAUGCCCGCGGAUCCGUUCUGGCAACCCGACUUCGUGUCGCAACGUAACGAAUCAAGCCCAUCACGCUCCGUCUCGAGCAAAUCAAAACUGGAUCUUUCUUCCACCUUGCCAUCGUUGGCUGCGAGCCCAGCGCUCUCUCCGAAAGGCAGUGUCUUUUUCUUACGCUCGGACGCAGAGUCUCUCCAUGACGCUCUCACUGUUUCAUCGUACGACAACGACUACCCUCCACCGCCAAUGUCUACACCUGCUGCCUCGCAAACAUUCGCAUCCAGUUCAAAACAGCCAACGAGCACUGUAUCCCCGACGAGACUAUCAGCUUGCACAGAGACACGCGAAGGCGCUUCGACCAUGGCCGCCCCGACCUUGACUAGCUCCCCCAGCAGUAUCAAUGGCCUCACAGAGUCACUGCCUAGGCGCCCCGCUCGUCCAGGUAGGCCAACCCUCACCCGACUCAACACGUCCGAAAUAAUGCGUACGCACACCAACACUGCCGCUCUCGAGCCUCCAUCGGUGCAUUCAAUUCCAAGCCGCCGAUCACCCACGGCAUUGAAGCUACAGCUCGAUACCUCAGUGCCACGCAGAUCGGCUACGUUGAGUAGCUACCCACACUGCAAAAAAAUGAACUACCCAACGCCACUUUAUUCUACUCUGACACUCCCAUCGCCCACAACUUCGACUCGCAGCGAUUUUGCCACCAUAAAAGAUGGCUCGGCGCGAUUGACCAACGGCGACGUGGAAGAUCGAGCGGGUGCGGGUGAGUCAAGCUAUGCAAACUCGCCCGCCGCUCGCCCAGACAGUGUGAACCUGGCCGGAGAUAAUUUCAGCUUUGAAGGCAUCGAUUUUGAAGUCUCGACCAUUCUACCGGAUUUCCUCUAUCUCGGCCCGGAUGUGCAAUCCGAGCAGGCUGUUACAGAGCUCAAAGCGAUGGGCGUGCGACGCAUUCUCAAUGUCGCCUGCGAGAUUGACGACCGAGGGCCUCUGAGGCUGCGAGAUCGGUUCGAUCGAUAUCUUAAAGUGCCCAUGUUGGACAGCGUUGAGGCGAAGGGAGUGCAAGACAGCAUCGAGCAGGCCUGCUCCUUCCUUGACGACGCACGCCUGCGGUCGGAGCCGGUCUACGUGCACUGUAAAGCCGGCAAGUCACGCUCUGUGACCAUCGUCAUCGCCUAUCUUAUACAUGCGCUCGGUUGGACGCUGCGACGUUCCUACUCUCACGUGUCUGAAAAGAGGGCCGCCAUCUGUCCUAAUAUCGGCUUUGUCGCCGAAUUGAUGCAAUUUGAGGAGAAGGAGCUCAAACUCGCUCGAUCCACAGGUAUCUAUGGAGAUCCCGCCGAUGUUCCGCUCGCAUCUGCCUCAUCCCCACAGUUGCUUCCAGGCUGGCAACAAGGUCAAACCAGACUUGAUUCGCCUAGAAACGAUUCGUCGCCGAUUCCGUCAACACUUGCGCGGCAGGGUGUUCUUAUGCACAUGACCACCAGCCUAAACUCGAGUCUAGGUGGCUCGCUAUCCAAGUCGUCUCCCGACCUUCCAUCCUUGACGUCUGGCUGCACCUAG